GGAAUCUUCUAAUGUCCUUAGGGUGCUUAGCCGGCCUGGUCCUGCCCACCUUGUCGCCUGCCUCCUACACUGCCCAUCACGUUCUGUUGCCCAAGAGAUGAUGCAGAGGCCGGCUGAGCAAAGGAAAGGGAGGAAGAGCACGCUAGCCUAAGGAAUCAGCCAGCAGAGGCCCAAGAGGAGACACAGACCCUUGCUCUCCGGCAUUCCUGGGGGCGGCAUUCCUGGAGGCCGGGAUGGGGCAGCAGUUCAGCUGGGAGGAGGUGGAGGCGGCGGGCGAGAUGGAUGUGGCGGAGCUCCAGGAGUGGUACAAGAAGUUCGUGGUGGAGUGCCCCAGCGGCACACUCUUCCUGCAUGAGUUCAAGCGCUUCUUCAAGGUCACGGGUGAUGAGGAGGCCACUCAGUAUGUAGAAGGCAUGUUUCGAGCCUUUGACAAGAACGGGGACAACACCAUCGACUUCCUGGAGUACGUGGCAGCCCUGAACCUGGUGUUGAGGGGCACCCUGGAGCACAAGCUGAAGUGGACCUUCAAGAUCUAUGACAGGGACCGCAAUGGCUGCAUCGACCGCCUGGAGCUGCUGGACAUUGUAGAGGCAAUUUACAAGCUGAAGAAAGCCUGCAGGGUGGAGAUGGAGGCCGGGCAGCAGGGUCAGCUGCUCACACCCGAGGAGGUCGUGGACAGGAUCUUCCUUCUGGUGGAUGAGAACAGAGACGGCCAGCUGUCUCUGAGCGAGUUCAUCGAAGGUGCCCGUCGUGACAAGUGGGUGAUGAAGAUGCUGCAGAUGGAUGUGAAUCCCAGUGGCUGGAUCACCCAGCAGAGGCGGAGAAGCGCCAUGUUCUGAGUGUCCGGGGCCCCGGGGGAUCCUGUGGGAGUCCACAGGCCCUUCCAAGACUCCAGGCUCACAGGUCUCCAGAGUAGUGGGAGGGCCACUGGUUCAGCCCCCUUAUGCCCACUCCUCCCAGCAGCCCAGGGAGGGAAAGGGGCUGGGGGGAGGGAGGGGCUGUUGGUCUGAAGCCACCAGCAGGGCGAAGUCCAUUGAGAGGAUUUACUGGGGCGGUGAAGGGAAUGGCCUACUCACUCCCUUGAGCUGCCCCAGCGGCACCUCUGCCUGGGCUGGGUAGUUGCGGGGCCCCCACAAAUUCCUGCAUGGUUCUUAGCUGGAAGCAGGGGCAAACUGAGAGGCGGGGUCGCAUAGACCAAAUGAACAAUGAGAACGCCCCCUCCUGUGGGAAACAGACUGAUGGAAGGGAGGGGCUGGAAGGUGUGGAGAGGACCCCCAGGGUACUAAGGAGCACUCAUGGGAGGGUGCUUGCCUCCUCCCCGCCAAGUUGUCCCCACCUGAGGUGUCGACAGGGAAAACUGCAGCAGGUCAGGCUGGGGUCUCCUGCCCUUGGAGGGGUCAGCGAUCCUCAGAGGGGCCGCUUCAGCUCUGCACAGCCGCUGCUCCCCCCCACUCUCCGCUCCAUCCCCAGCCCUCAUCCCCACCCUUGCCUCUCUGAGCAUGGCCCUUCCACAGUCCCAGCCGCAGGCCAAAUGUGUCUCCUUAGUGAAUGGAGAAACUGUCCCACUGUCUCAAGGGAGAAUUGGGGGCCUGAGGACCCAGGUUCUAGGCCAGGCUCUGCCUCCAAUAGCUACGAGACCCAAGAUGGCCACUUCUCUUGCUGACCACUGUUAGUGAGGUGGGCUGGGCUGGACCAGCAGUUUCCAGAUGAUUAUUUUUUCAGCUGUGGAAUUAUUUCUGUUACACAAACUCUGUGUGCACCCCCAGUAUAGAAACUGGAUUAAAGAGGAGCUGCUUGGUUGAAGAGGGGCUGAGCCCCUCAGACCCUCCCACCACUGGAGCCAGAGGCUCCCCUGAGAACUCGGGGCCCUGGGCCGGUGUUACCCCUGGGACCCGGGAAAGUGCUUGCUUUACCUCGAACAGAUAUGUUUUCAUGUUGAUGGAUGAAAAAUAAAACAAAUCUGUUGAG
This is a messenger RNA of Phyllostomus discolor (pale spear-nosed bat), 1968 nucleotides long. It is a transcript of the gene GUCA1B, whose product is annotated as guanylate cyclase activator 1B. The record is from RefSeq and is a predicted model, not a curated record. Lineage: Eukaryota; Metazoa; Chordata; Mammalia; Chiroptera; Phyllostomidae. Gene Ontology annotation, molecular function: calcium ion binding; calcium sensitive guanylate cyclase activator activity. The coding region runs from base 234 to 839 and encodes 201 amino acids. Gene Ontology annotation, biological process: visual perception. Gene Ontology annotation, cellular component: cone photoreceptor outer segment; photoreceptor inner segment. The transcript is spliced from 4 exons.